CCAUGACUGAACCUCUCACAACUACCAACGCGCUCAUUGACCUCACCGCAUUCGUUCCCUCGAGACAGCGGAAGUUCUCGUCUGUUCCUUCCUGCCGGAUUCUUGGGUAGCGAAGCCAAUUCGGCCUCGCAAUCUUCACAGCCAUUGAGCCCGUCUCCAUCGCCAAGUUCAGCUUGCGCCCCCGACCUCUAGCUCUUCAGACGCUCCACCUCGUGGAACCCCUUAUCGAAUCAGUGAACAACUACAAGGUCUGCAUUCGAUCCCUCAAUCGCCUGCCGGACGCAUUUGACACUACCUGCGAACAGACGAAAGGAUGGAGUGCACGUUCGGUAUCACGGGCAAGGGAUAUGCCAUCAUUGCUUCGGAUAGCAAUGCGGCGAGGUCCAUCAUCAAGAUGAAGGGUGAUGAGGACAAGAUGAAAGUCUUGAGUCGUCACCUUGUCAUGGCUUAUUCUGGCGAGAGCGGCGAUACCUUGCAAUUUUCAGAGUACAUCGAGCGAAACUUGCAACUGUACAGCAUUCGUCAUCACGUUGAGCUGCGACCAAGAGCAGCAGCAGCCUGGAUCCGCAAUCAGCUCGCAGAGUCUCUGCGCUCACGCAACGCCUACCAAGUGAACCUCUUGCUCGCAGGUUUUGACGUCCCAGCAUCCACGCCAGCAUUGUAUUGGGUCGACUAUCUCGGAACUUCCAUCCCGGUACCUUUCGGCGCACAUGGUUACGGUGCUCACUUGACUCUCAGUACGAUGGACAGGUAUCACAGGCCUGACAUGAGCUUGGAAGAAGGCUUGGACUUGCUGAGGAGAUGCAUCAACCAGCUCAAACUCAGAUUCAUUGUCGACUUGGGACAGUUCAAGGUCAGGGUCGUGGACAGAGAUGGCGUGAGGGAGGUCACCCUCUAAUCACCUCACAGUCAUUCAAGCUUGGGCAUUCAAUGGCAUGAAAUUCUGACGAC
This is a messenger RNA of Ceraceosorus guamensis, 951 nucleotides long. RefSeq names its product putative multicatalytic endopeptidase complex chain PRE1. The coding region runs from base 314 to 898 and encodes 194 amino acids. NCBI's taxonomy places the organism in Eukaryota, Fungi, Basidiomycota, Exobasidiomycetes, Ceraceosorales, Ceraceosoraceae. Gene Ontology annotation, molecular function: peptidase activity. The transcript is spliced from 3 exons. Gene Ontology annotation, biological process: proteasomal protein catabolic process. Gene Ontology annotation, cellular component: cytosol; proteasome core complex; proteasome core complex, beta-subunit complex. The record is from RefSeq and is a predicted model, not a curated record.